AACAUACCUUGUAAGCUGGGGCUUUUGAAUUAUAGUUCGUUUCCAUCCAAUCGACCCAUCAUUGAUGCCAAAGCAUUAGUGGAUAAUCAGGUUAUUGUUGCUUUUGAAAAUGGUGAUAUUUCUAUUCUCCUAUUCAAAGAGAGAUCAAUUACUACUCAACCAAAUGAUUAUCCUAAGAAUUGUUGUAAGUGCGUUGAUAUUCCGAACAGCAAAUACUUGGUUGGCCUAUGUCGUGAUGGCCAAGUUUUGUUAAUGGAUAAAUAUAAGUUUACGACUGUUCUGAAAUACCCGCUAAUUACACCAUCCGAUGCAAUAAAAGAUGUAUGCUACUUUCCAACUGAAGAAGGCGGUCAUUUUUUAGCUUUGAUAGAAAGCAAAACCCAGGUUCAUAUUUUCAAGAUCAUAAAUGAUCAGAUCUCAUUAUUAAAGAAGAUUGAAUUAGAGAAUAUUCCCACCACCGAGCUCUGUUAUAUCAAUCUAUUUGAGAAAUCACCAUCACGUUUCAUAAGUGCUGGAAACAAUCAAGCUUUUGGAUUUCACAUGGAUCCAUAUACACCCGAAGAGAAAUAUUUGCAUUUCAUAUGCGCUGGGAGGAAUCAAGUUUUUGGAUUCCAUGUUGAUCCACAUACAUUUGAAGCAAAAUUUUUGCCAGAGGAUGCGAAUCUUAAAGUUCCCCAUGCUCUUGUUGCAAACACAGAAAUGGGCCUGAAAUGUUAUGUAGGUGAUAUCUUAGAUGGAGUAUUGGAAGUGAAGAGAGGGUUUAGCGAGAUAUCUCUUGAGAAAGUUCAGCUGGAAUUUAAUCAUCAUUAUUUAUCAACCAUGGAUUCUGUCAGAUUGGACCAAGUCGAGUACUUAGUUAGUGGUGAUGCGUUGGGAAAUAUUUCCAUUUUAAUGUCAAAUUCUAGAAUUUCUAAUAAAGUAGUAGCUGCAUUUAAUAUUGGCGAUUCCAUCAGCGUUAUCAAGGCUAUACCAGGCAACAAACAAAAUCUCGUUUUAAAGAUGAUAGUUAUUGGAACUAGUCUGGGAGGAUUAUACUUAUUGAGUAGUUUGAACAAUCUAAGUGGGAUUAAAGAGGAAGAUUUAAAACGCUGUCAAAAUAAUAUGCAAACAGUAGCUUAUGCAGAUUCCGUGCCAACACUAGACUGGAAAUAUAUAUCUGAACAUAUCGACAAUAGAAGGUCUGGUUUACAUUCCAUGCUACUUGAUGCCAGACUUAUUAACAACUAUUUAGAAUGGACAGAAGAUACGGAUCGCCCUAUUUACAAGAAGGCUCACUUAAACACCACCCCCUCAGUCAAAACCAAUGAUAUUUGUGGUUUCUUGGAGUUGAUACUUCUGGAAAGUAGUAGAUUGUAAAGUAUUCAUAAAUAUAAAUAAUUGUUGCAU
Spathaspora passalidarum NRRL Y-27907 is the source of this 1386-nucleotide messenger RNA. RefSeq lists its product as uncharacterized. Gene Ontology annotation, molecular function: nucleic acid binding; protein binding. The annotation marks the transcript as partial. NCBI's taxonomy places the organism in Eukaryota, Fungi, Ascomycota, Pichiomycetes, Serinales, Debaryomycetaceae. Gene Ontology annotation, cellular component: nucleus. The record is from RefSeq and is a predicted model, not a curated record. The transcript has a single exon.